Molecule: messenger RNA, 366 nt
Organism: Tetrahymena thermophila SB210
Lineage: Eukaryota; Ciliophora; Oligohymenophorea; Hymenostomatida; Tetrahymenidae
Product: transmembrane protein, putative
Exons: 1
Source: RefSeq, a predicted model, not a curated record
AUGAGUACAAAAAAUUAAAAAGAGAAUCUAAUAGGCUCAAAAGAGAGGAAAAAUAAAAGAGAAAGCAAGAAAAAAGAAGCAGGACAUCUUUAUAAAGCGAAGAAUCAAACUCUACAGACAAUAGCAAUAGCUCUAAUUCCAUUUUCAAAGAAACCAACCAAACCGAAAAUUUUUCUAAAGAAAAUUGAGUUGUUUUUUGAUUAGAUUUAAAAAGAAAAAUACAAUCAAAUAAAAAUAAUUUUUAAGCUUAAUGGCGAAAGUAAUAUGAGAUUUAUCAUAUAUUUAUAUUUAUUUUUUGUGCUUCAGUUAAUAAAAAGCUAAAAUAUCACAAAAAUACUAACAAUAAAUUAAAUUUGUUUUCUCUGA